GAGAGAGCAGAGAAGUGUAGUUGCAUUCCUGGAGAGAGAUCCCUGCCCCUUCCUCUUUCUUCCUCCUCUUCCCUCCUGGUCUCCCACCCGGCGGCGGCAGAGAGGGAUUUUGAACCCGGGCUGCAGAUGCGAGGGGCUGCUGGCUCAAAGACACGCGUAGGCAAGUUGUGGAAAGGAGGCUCGGCGCAGAAUUCAGACGCAUUCGAAAGAGUUUGGAGUUUGUUGCCGGACGCACCGGGCGGCCAGACUUGAAUUCGAGGAAACUUUUCGGGCUACAGCCGUGUGGUGGUCAUGGGCUUCCAGCGGACACUCCGGGCCGGCCGGACAGCGCUGCUCCUGGCCGGGCUGCUCGUCGCUCUGGGGCAGCUUUGCGCCGCAAGUUGCCCGGAGAAAAACUUGGAGGACAGAGAGGAGGAAGCCAACAUAGUUUUGACCGGCACCGUGAAUGAAAUAAUGAACAUGGACCCGGUGCACAACACGUAUUCCUGCAAGGUGAGAGUGUGGCGCUACUUGAAAGGGAAGUCCAAUGUGAACCGUGAGAUUCUGCUGGAUGGCGGCAACAAAGUGAUGAUCGGUGGCUUUGGCAACCCUGGGAUCUGUGACAACCAAGUGGCAACGGGUGAUACUCGCAUAUUCUUUCUCAACCCUGCUUCUGAGUCCAUGGGGCCCGAACAUAAGAAUGAACUCAUGCUCAACUCAAGUCUGAUGAGGAUUACCCUGCGCAACCUGGAGGACGUGGAGCACUGCGUAGAAGCUCACAAAUAUAUCAUUGCAGACAAACCACCUCACUUCACACCGGCCCAGCCUCCUGAUGGCUGCAGAGGGAUGCUGUGUGGCUUUGGCGCUAUAUGUGCGCGUGACCCAUCUGACCCGGCCAAGGCUGAGUGUGUUUGCAAGAGAGUGGAAUGUCCGUCCCUGGUGGCGCCAGUUUGCGGCUCCGAUUCAUCCACCUACACCAAUGAGUGUGAGCUGGAGAAAGCUCAGUGCAAGACACAGCGACGCAUCAAGGUGCUACGCAAAGGACCCUGCUCUCUGAAGGACCCCUGCGCUGACGUGACCUGCAGCUACGGCAGCACCUGCGUCCAGUCAUCAGACGGCUUGUCGGCUAAAUGCAUGUGCCCUCUCGGCUGCGAGGGGAAGCCUGAGCAGACAGUGUGUGGCAGCGAUGGGAAAGACUACCGCAAUGAGUGUGAGCUCCAUCAACACGCCUGCAAUAACCAGAGGAACAUACGUGUGCAAUACCAAGGACGCUGCGACCCCUGUAAAGACAGUGAAAACAGCCUGAACGCAAUGUGCUGGGUGGAGGCUGUCACCCGCCAGCCCCUCAGGUUUGGCCCACCGGAGUCGUGUCCCCCAAAUAACGAGCCUCUGUGUGCCAGCGACGGCCAGACUUACCCCAGCGAGUGCGCCAUGACAGCCACGGGCUUCCAGAAGGGCAUCAAGCUCAAGAAGAUCCAUGCAGGACAAUGCAGAAAGCUGGUGGAGUGCAAGGAGGAGUGUCUCUUCAAUGCUGUGUGUCUGGUGGAACAGCUGAACGCCCGCUGCUCCUGUGAUCCCAUCGAGUGCGACGGCAUCUACAAGCCAGAGUGCGGCAAGGACGGUCACACCUACACCAACGAAUGUCUGCGACGCAAGGCGGAGUGUCUGAGCAAGACCCUCAUCCCCAUCAAGCACCAAGGGCCCUGUGAUCUCAACUUACCGAGCCCCUGUUUGGAUAAGGAGUGCGAUCAUGGGGCUAUGUGCGUGGUCAAGAACAACGAGCCAGUGUGCGAGUGCCCCGAGGCCUGUCCUCAAACGUCUGACCCUGUGUGUGGAUCCGACGGCCACAGUUACGGCAGCCCCUGCGAGAUGCGAGCAAUGGGUUGCGCCCUGCAGAAGGUCAUCCACAUCCAACACAAAGGACCCUGUGAUGAAGCUUGUGCCAACUGCUCUUUUGGGGCAAUCUGCGACGCCCAGAGCGGGCUGUGUGUAUGCCCAUCGGAGUGUGUGGAGUCCCACCAGCCUGUGUGCGGCAACGAUGGUACCACCUACAACAGUGAGUGUGAGCUGCAUGUGCGGGCCUGCACAGAACAGAUGGAGCUCCGAGUGGUCAGCCAAGGAGAGUGCAAAACAUGCGGCAACACUGUUUGUGCCUGGGGCGCCCGUUGUGUCCAGAAUAAGUGUGAGUGCCCGCAGUGCUCAGGCGAGGCCUACUCCCCAGUGUGUGGAAGUGAUGGCACCACCUAUGACAACGAGUGUGAACUCCGCAUGUCCUCUUGCAUUCAGAAGAGGAGAAUUGAUGUGGCAAAGCCUGGCAGCUGCGAUGAAGACUGUGGCUCAGGAGGCUCAGGCUCAGGUGCAGAGAGUUGUGAACAGGACCGCUGUCGCAUGUUUGGAGGCUCGUGGGACGAGGACGCCGAGGACGACCGAUGUGUCUGUGACUUCACCUGCAAAAGCGUACCUCACAACCAGAUUUGUGGCUCAGAUGGAAAAAACUACAGCAACGAGUGUGAGCUGAAGAAGACCAGAUGUGAGAAACAAGAGCACUUGUUGAUUCAGAAUCAGGGACCCUGCACAGUGAAUUCAGCCUUGCCUGUGCCUGAGCCGACAGCGCCCCAGCACUGCAGCCUCACUGUAUACGGCUGCUGCUCCGACUACGUGACGGCCGCCUUAGGGGUCGGACAGGCCGGAUGUCCCAGUACCUGUCAGUGUAACAUCUAUGGCUCCUACAAGGGGACAUGUGACCCAGCUACGGGGCAGUGCUCCUGUAAGCCGGGUGUUGGGGGUCAGAAGUGCGACCGUUGCGAACCGGGCUUCUGGAAUUUCCGAGGCAUCGUGACGGAGAAUAUGAGCGGCUGCACACCAUGUAACUGCGAUGCCACAGGCUCGGUACGGGAUGACUGCGAGCAGAUGUCGGGACUGUGCUCCUGCAAGACGGGAGUUAAGGGCAUGAAGUGCAACGUGUGUCCAGAUGGAAGCAAGAUGGGCAUGAACGGCUGCGACAAAGGUCCCGACGCCCCGACAUCUUGUGAUGAGUUAGAGUGCAAUUUUGGAGCUUCUUGCAUCGAGGUGAACGGUCAGGCCCACUGUGAGUGCCCCACACCUGACUGUGACCUGAAAAACAAAACUAAGGUGUGCGGCUCAGAUGGGGUGACCUAUGCCGACCAGUGCCAGCUGAGGACCAUCGCCUGUAGGCAGGACAAGAACAUCACAGUGCAACAUUUUGGACAGUGCACAGAAACCAUCAUCGAGCCGGCAGAACGACCCACCCCCAACCCACCUGCCACCAUCCCCAGCUCAACCGUUGCCGCCACCAUCACCACCGCCGCCCCCUUUCACACUAAUAAGGUGUGGGGUAUCCCGCCUCCGAGGACCACCCCGCCAGAGACCGUCGACCAGCCUCCGACCACCACCCCCUAUUCCACCCCCAUCCACAACCGAGUAAACUCCCGCCACUUCAUUCACACUCAGCCUCAGGCACCGCAGCCCACCGUUGCCGCCGCCACCACCACCACCCCAUCGCCUCGCAGCAGUCCUGCCCCCUCCACUGCCGCAUCCUCUUUUGAGGGUUCAGGCAGCGGGGAGCCAAGCGGGGACGACCAGACUGAAGAAGAGGAGGAGCGGGAAGAAGAAGCGGGUAGUGGCGUCCCCCCAGAGGCCAGUGGGUCAGAGGAGCCUGUCGGUCCUGUGCCGGCCAGCACCACUGAACCCACAGUCGUGGUCAGAUCAUCCUGUGACAACACAGAGUUCGGCUGCUGUCCCGACGGCAAGACACCGUCCAGCACUCCAGAGGGCACCAACUGUCCCUCCACCAUGAAGUUCAGCGGUUUCCUGCAUCUGGACCAGGUGGAGGGCCAGGAGAUUUUCUACACACCAGAGAUGGAGGACCCGAAGUCAGAGCUGUUUGGAGAGACAGCCCGCAGCAUAGAGAGCGCUCUCAACGAGUUGUUCAGGAAGUCGGAGGUGCACAAAGAUUUUAUGAGCGUUCGUGUCCGUAACCUCGCACCCAGCAACUCCAUCCUGGCCUUUGUUGAGGCCCACUUCAAACCAGACACCAGCUACACCGUGGACGACAUCGUUGGAGCCCUGCUGAAGCAGUUAAAGGCCUCCAAAGACACCAGCAUCUCCGUGAAGAAGCCAGAGGACGAGAAUAUUCGCUUCACCAAUUAUGGAAUGUCCACCAUCCCCAUCUUCACCACCACCACCAUGACAACCACGGAGUCAGCCACCACCGCGGCCCUCUCCACCACCACCACCACCAGGCCUCCGCCAACCUCCCCUUACAUCACCCGCCGCCCACCAGGCACCACCCGCAGGCCCUCCAGCAGUAGACGCACCACCACCACCUUGGCGCCGGUCACCACGCCACGCCCCGCCACCGCUGCCGCCGCCACCACCACCACCACGACCGUGCUGCCUCCAGCCACUACCAUCGCUCACGUCAGAGGCAGAACUCACCACAAGCCCCAGAAGCCCUGCGAGUCCCACCCCUGCCUCCACGGGGGCACCUGCGAGGACGAGGACAACGACUUCAGCUGCAAGUGCCCCGCUGGCCGAGGAGGCUCUGUGUGUGAGAAGGUGAUCAAGUACUUCAUCCCAUCGUUUGGAGGCCAGUCGUACUUGGCCUUCCAAACCAUGAGCGCGUACCACACAGUCCGCAUUGCCAUGGAGUUCAGAGCCUCUGAGAUGACCGGCGUCCUACUCUACAACGGCCAGGACGGCAAGAAGGACUUCAUCUCUCUGGCUUUGGUCAACGGCAGGAUGGAGCUCAAGUUUAACACAGGUUCAGGCACAGGUACACUUGGUCAGCAAAGUUCAGGUGAGUCAGGGCCGCUGCAUCAGCUGGUGGUGACUCGCAAUCGCAGAAACGCCAUGCUCAGCGUGGACAACGAACCACACAUCGAGGGCGAGAGUCCCCGCGGCACAGACGGCCUCAACCUCGACACCCACCUGUUCAUUGGAGGAGUGCCUGAGGACAUGGAGCAAGAUGUAAGGGAAAGGACAGGGGUGGCCACAGGUCUGGUGGGCUGUAUCCGCUUGCUGGAUGUCAACAACCGGGUGCUGAACCUGCAGGAGACUGGUGGCGACAGUCUGUACGGCAGUGGAGUGGGUGAAUGCGGUAACAACCCCUGCCAGCCAAAUCCCUGCAAGAACGGUGCUGCGUGCCAGGUCAAGGAGGCUGAGAUGUUCCACUGCAAGUGUAGCAAAGGAUUCUGGGGUCCAACAUGUGCUGACGUCCACGACCCAUGUGAGCCUAACAGGUGCCAUCCAUCUUCCCAGUGCCAGGCACUGCCCGAGGGAGGCUACAAAUGCGAGUGUCCCAUGAGACGUGAAGGGAGGCAUUGUGAGAAAGUGGCUGAGAGGAGAGGGGCUUACAUGCCACUAUUCAAUGGAGACUCCUACCUGGAGCUGAAGGGUCUCCAUCUCUACGGGCACGAUCUGCUUCAAAAGGUCAGCAUGACAGUGGUUCUCAUGGCCAAUGACUCCAAUGGUGUGAUCUUCUAUAACGGUCAAAAAUCGGAUGGAAAAGGAGACUUCAUCUCUCUGUCUCUCAAUGACGGAAUCCUGGUGUUCCGCUACGACUUGGGAAAGGGGCUCUGUGUGUUGUUCGUGUGAUUCAGGAGCAAGGAGGCAAUCCAGCUGAACGUGUGGAAUACCAUCAACCUGGAGCGCUCCAACCGCAAAGGAGAGAUCAUGGUGAACAAGAAGGACCCGGUCCGAGGAGAGGCACCAAAAUCACGCAAGAACAUGCACGUAGAUCUUAACCUCAAAGAGUCUCUUUUUGUCGGCGGAGUUUCUGAUUACAGUCGACUACCAAGAGUUGCUGCGCUCACAGAGGGCUUCAAGGGAACAAUCCAAAAGAUCAUUCUGAUGGGUACACCCAUCCUCAGGGAGGAGAACGCCUUGCGCUCCAGCAACGUAGCCAUGUUCCAGGACCACCCCUGUUCCCAGGAGCCCUGCCACAAUGGCGGCCGAUGCAACCCCCAGCUGGACACCUAUGAGUGUGUCUGCCUCAGCGGUUUCUCAGGGGUACACUGUCAGAAUACCAUCUACGAGAAGUCUGCAGGAGAGACCGAGGCCGUCGCCUUUGACGGACGGACGUUCAUUGAGUACCACAACGCUGUUACAAAGAGCCAACUGACCAAUGAGAUCCCAGAUCCCGAGUCUCUGGAGAACCCAUCUGACCAGAGUGAGAAGGCUCUGCUGGUGAACAAAUUUGAGCUGAGCAUCCGGACUGAGGCGACCCAGGGCCUGGUGCUGUGGAGCGGGAAGGGCGUAGAGCGCUCAGACUACAUCGCACUGGCUAUCGUGGAUGGACACGUCCAAAUGACGUACGACUUGGGCUCCAAGGCCGUGGUGCUGCGCUCCUCGGUGCGCGUCGACACUAACCGCUGGAUACGCAUCAAGGCCAGCAGAGCACUUCGAGACGGCUCUCUACAGGUUGGCAAUGAGGCAGCAGUAACAGGGUCAUCGCCUUUGGCAGCAACACAGCUGGACACAGACGGAGCGCUUUGGCUGGGUGGUCUGGAGGAGCUGGCGGUGGCCCGUCGGUUGCCCAAGGCCUACAGCACCGGCUUUGUUGGCUGCAUCAAGGACGUGGUGGUAGACGGUGUGGAUCUCCACCUGGUGGAGGACGCCUUGAACAGCCCCAAGAUUUUACACUGUUCCGCCGCCAAAUAGCCUGGCAGAGACAAAAUAUUGCAAGAAACGAAAUAAAGAAACCCUCCAUCCGCUCCCUCCAUAGCGCCCGUGUCUCCUGCUGUAAUUAUUUUCUAUUUUUGUAUACUUUUCAUCGCUUUUUAUAUGGAAAGAAAAUUGUUUUAAUUUUUGUUUUAUAUAUUUUGCUGUUUUUUUUUUAAUCUGCACCUCCAUUUACAGAACACAGUUUAUUUCCCUUUAUGGCCCCUCAAGUUUUUUUUUUUUUAAAAAGAGAUUUUUUUAUUUUUGUCGAUUUUGUUGUUCUAAAACAAACACCAAGUUUUAAAAAAUCAACCACGCUAUUUUCCCUUGCUCAUUACUUGAACACGGUGGACCUCGCUAAUGAUCUCUGGUUACUGCCUUGUCUUGGUGCCAUAUCUAUCAUCCACAUUCCCCCAAGCAUGGCCGAUACAUAUUGAAUAUAUGGCAUACAUUCCCUCGUGAGAGCUGGACGCAGUAUUUGUUGUAGCCGCUGUGUGCAGUUCGGUGACGCUGCAGCCAGCUAUCAUCUAUAGUCAAGAAACUCUGUAUUCAGUCCACUGUAUUUUCCUAAUGGGACUUUUUAGAUAUCAGUCAAGCUGCUACAGUGAGAAAGUACACAGUUGAAACUACUCGAUCAACCCCAUCUCACAGCGCCAAAAAAAAAAAAAAAAACUCUCCUCUCCUCUCUGAGUCCCAUCAGAGCCUUUAGUUUUGAAAUAUGACUCACUAACACUGCAACCCAACAUGAUGGAGAGAGUGCGCUGCGUUCCACAAUAACUCGCAUAUCAUUAGUCAUAAGUCAAGACAUGAAUCAUAGACAUUGAUAAAUGUUAUAAAUAUAGAGUAUAUAAAUAAUACCUGAGACUGUGAAUAUGUAAGGUGGGUUCUCUUUGGAGAAUUGUGCUUCUCAUGUACUAUUGUGCGUUCUGUUCUACAAUCAGCAGAUGAACUAAUGAUGACCACUAUAAAUGCAUGCACUUCUACAGUGUUGGUUUGUUUCUGGUUUUUGUUUGUUUGUUUUUUUCAUUCACAUUUAGUUCCACACAAAUUCUAAUUUGAAAAAUGUCACUGUUUUGGGCUUUUUUGCAUUGAUUAAUUCUUCUGCAUUUUUCUCUUGUUUCCACUGAUGUUAUUUCAGAAAGAGUUCAGAAUUAUGUUUGUUUAUUUCCUGUAUACGUCUUUUGUAUUUUUUCUUGGGAGCAGUUAGUUUUGCAGGACCUUAAAUGGUGCAUAAGGGAAGAGUUGUUACCAUAUCUGACCUUAAGGAGGCGCUGAAAGCAAAGACUGAAGACACAGCAAAGAGGCAAGGAGAGAGCUACUACUCUUGGGAACGUCCCGUCGACAGCAGUCAGUCAUCAGCACAAACACUACAAGAUUCAAAAAACUCUACCUGAGACUUAAUUUCAUUUUUGCAUUUCACCUUAGAGCAUUCCUGGAGGAAUCUAUUUUUCGGCUGUUGAGUGAGAGAGAGAGAGAGACUGUGAUGUUCUUGUGACCUUCUGAAGCCAUAACAGCCGCAAAAACUGGGGAAAGAUGCAUAAUCCUAGACUACUUGCAAGUUAACAUAGCAACGCAUGGGUUUCUAUUACUAGUGCGAAUUCUGUAACAUUCAGUGAACUGUUGCAACGUGGAGUCGUCUUUGCUGAACCACAAUAAGCUGCGAUGACUGACUUAAAGACACUCAUUUUGAUAUGAGAACCUUGGCAAUAUUCUAAGACUAAAUCAUGCCUGUUUGUGGUUGAGUAUCAAAUGGUCUUGUACGAUUUUUUUCUUAAGUUCUUAAUUUUGUUUCCCUCCUUAAAUCAUCAAGCAAUCUGUUUUUGUACAGCCCUGCAAUUUUUAAGUGUAAAUUUAGCAAAUGUGUGAUCUGUGGAGGUUUAUGUUUUUAGUAAUAUACACUGGAGCCAUGUCUGACUUGUCUGUUCACCCACACGAUGAUAUACUUCUGUACAUGGGGGAGGGAUAGCCCUAAAGCUACUACUAUGCUGGGUGUGUUCAGGCUCUGGGCGUCCGCACCAGACCAGGAAACCCUCUUCUGGUGUCUCUUUAAAUUCCAGCACUCACUCUGUUAACUUUAGACUGGUCUUAUUUUAACACACUGUUCUUUGAAUUUGAUCCAUUCAGGUGGUAACACUUAAAGACGAAGAGAAUCCUGUGUAUUUGGAUGGAGUCAUAAACAAUAAAGACAAUUGCAGUCUAUGGUUUGAGUGGAAACUAUGAAUUGCCUUAAAAACCGGUCACCUUGACUGUAAGCAGGUGACAAAGACAUCAUCCAUGUAACUGUUUCCUUACUUUAGCCAGUGUAUUAGCCUCAUCCCAAUGAUGUAAAUGAGUAAUACAUAAUAAUAAUGAUAACUAUAUUAGUAAUAAUGCUCAUAUACAAAAAAAUACCCCAGAGGGCCUCUGCAAAUGUCCCAUCUGGCUUUUUACAAAAAAUCUUCUAUUUACUGUUUUUUGAAUCUUUUUUCUGUUCCUUAUUUAUGUCUACAUGUGGAUUACCCUCCAUGUCUGGCCUCUGUAAACUACUGUCUGACUGCGCAAACCUCGUCAAAAGGCAGUGCACCGAGUAAGAGUGGCAUGACCUGAACAUUACUAACUUUAUGACCUUUGUCUUGUGUUCCUACCACCAUGAAAUAAAAUGUCAACCAAAUAAUGGAG
This is a messenger RNA of Acanthochromis polyacanthus (spiny chromis), 9318 nucleotides long. It is a transcript of the gene agrn, whose product is annotated as agrin. Gene Ontology annotation, molecular function: laminin binding; calcium ion binding. Gene Ontology annotation, biological process: G protein-coupled acetylcholine receptor signaling pathway; receptor clustering; multicellular organism development. Lineage: Eukaryota; Metazoa; Chordata; Actinopteri; Pomacentridae. The record is from RefSeq and is a predicted model, not a curated record.